AUGGGCCGAGCAUUUCCGGGGCGUCCUCAACCGCCUUCCGUCAUCUCCGACGCCGCCAUCGCCCGCUUGCCGCAAGUGGAGACCAACGCGGACCUCGACCUCCCGCCAUCUCUCCAUGAGACCAUCAGGGCCGUGCAGCAACUCUCCAGCGGGAAAGCACCCGGAUCGGACGCAAUCCCUGCUGAGGUCUACAAGCACGGAAGUCCCCUACUGAUGGAUCACCUGACUGCGCUCUUCCAGGAGAUGUGA
Molecule: messenger RNA, 249 nt
Organism: Spirometra erinaceieuropaei
Lineage: Eukaryota; Metazoa; Platyhelminthes; Cestoda; Diphyllobothriidea; Diphyllobothriidae
Source: the annotation of a GenBank genome assembly